GGCAGGCGAGGGAGGGACUGUCCUCCCCCGGCGCCCGCGCGGCCGGCGGCAGCAUGAAAAAGAACCCGACGGUGCAGGGCACUUUCAGCAAACUCUUCGGCAAGAAGCAUGCCAACCCGCCCGCCACCUCCCUCUACGCCACCAACCCCCCCUGGAUCUUCACCCAGGAGGCCCCGGAGGAGGGGACCCGGGGCUUCGAUGGGAUCUAUUAUGGAGACAACCGGUUUGACACCGUGAGUGAGUCGGGAACCGCCACGCUGAAAGCUCGGCCAAGGGUCCGGCCCCUGCUCACUUUUCUUCCGCUGGAUGCCCAGGAGAACCAUGGACUGGCUGUACCAACCCCCUGUGUGCCAGACAACUUUGCAGACAAACAAAUGACAGGCACCAGCACGCUCGUCAAUGGCAACCUCCGACUAUACAGCUCUGUGGGGGAUCUGAGGCCUGGACAGUAUGGCCAGGACUUACUCAUCCCCCCACCUCCCCCAGGCCCGGCGCCGGCGCCGCCCCUAGGCACCCUGCAGCCUGCAGAGGAACUCUCACCGCCACCUCCACCCUCCACAGCUCCCCCACCUCCUCCCCUGCUGGUAUCACUGCACCCACCCCCACCCAGCACGGCCCCAGCUCUGCCCCCAGGAAUGGGGGCCCUUUCCCCCGCCCCCACCGUUUCUUCCCCAUCCACACCCACGCCUCCUGACUUCAUUCCACCCGCCCCACCCCAGGCCGUUCAAGCCCCACCUCCACCCCUCAUGCCAACCCCGACACCCCCAGCCCCAGGGUCUCCCCAGACCGCGGGGACCCGCCUCUUCCCCGCUGGAGGUGUCACCAAGUGGAAAUCGGAAGUAACGCUGAAUGGUAGGCAGCCUGACGCCCCCAGAAGCAGCCCCCCCAGGAGCCCUGCUGAGCCCAAGGGGGGCCUCCCGGGUCCUGAGUCCCACCUCACCUUCCCCCGGUCAUUCAAAGUGCCUCCCCCAACCCCAGUCAGGACUUCGUCCAUCUCCAUUCCAGAGGUACAAGGGGCUCCUCCUGAGGACGAAGAGCCCACCAAGAAGGGCCCCAGUCGACCCUCACUGCCUCCCAGCUUCCAGAUCCGCUCCGUGUGCCAGGCCUACCCAGACAGGGCUGCUGAGCUAGCGCAUCCCAAGGAGCCCGGCUCUGUGGCACCGGCUGGCCCGAGGCCGGGCCAGCCUCAGGUCCAGAGCAGUGAACAAGCCGAGACGCCACCUCCAGCCCCUCCCCUGCCCCCUCCUGCACCCCCGCUCCCUCCGCCAGCACCCCCGCUGCCCCCAGCCGCCCCUCCUCUGCCAUCUGCCGAGAAGGCAGCCCCUCCACCUGCUGGGUUGAUGAAAAGACCCAAGGCCAGCUCUCCUGCUCCCAAACCCAAACCUGACCCCCCGAGCCUGGAGGAGACAGCCUCUUCGGAGCCCAUGGACUGGCGGGAUCCCAGCCAGAUGGCAAAGCUGCGGGAUGAGCUGUCAGCCUAUCUUUGCGGCUCCAGGAGAGAGGACCGGUUCGCCAGUCACAGACCAGGUCCAGCGGCAGCCUCUCAGGGAAGGGAGGACCACAAGCGUCCCAGCCUGCCAGCAAAAGAGGCGCCCCCGAGUCUGCUACAGAAGGAGGUGCCCCCAAGCCUGCCAGAGGAGGAGGCCCCCUCAAGCAUUCCUGAGAAGAGUCCCUGCAGCCGACCAAAGAAGGCUGCCACCAGCCUGACCCUUCCUCCUGUGGAUUACCUUCCCCAAGACGUGCCAACUCCUAGCGUCUGGGAGAUCCGGAAGAAGCUGGAGGCCCAGCUUUCCUCAUCAGCUGAGAAGGAGGCCAGGCCCAGCAGAGGCUCUCUGCCUCCCAAACCUCAGCCAGAAGGGGGAAGAAUCUUUGAAAACAGAGUUGAUAACGGCAAAUUCUCCAAGCCUGUGGCCAAGAAUCUGCCACCUCUAUCCACCACCCCUCUGCCAAACACACCACUCCAGUCCAAGGUCACAUCCGGACCAGCCACCCCACCCAAGGCCACGCCUGGACCAGCCACCCCACCCAAGGCCACACCUGGGCCAGCCACACCACCCAAGGCCACGCCCGGACCAGCCACACCACCCAAGGCCACGCCUGGACCAGCCUCACCACCCAAGGCCACACCUGGACCAAUCACACCACCCACGGCCACACCUCUACCCAUCACAUCUUCCCAACUGAUAGCAGAAAAGAACCUGGUCGCAGCUGGGCAGUGGGAGAAGCCAGAACAUGAAGAACUUGCAGUGCCCUCCAAGCCAGAGGUAGAGGGGCACUCCUCAGAGGCCAGUAAGCCUCCUACACAGGGAGCCCACUCAUCUCCAGCCUUCCCCCCAAAGAUAUCACCUGGGCGAGAAGAGGCGCCUUGUUUCUACAAGUCCCAUCGCAGCCAGAACAGCCCCAGCAGAGAGGUGGCUGUGGUGACGCCCACCCUGUCCAGAGGAGAGGCUGCAGGGUCAGGCAAGCCUGUGGAGGGGAAGGAGUCCCAGGAGCUGCCACCCAAGCCCCCAGCCUCACCCCAGGCUGCUGACGAGCUCCUCAGGCACCCGGUGACGGGGGAGGUGGUGGAGCGGGGCUCCCCGAUGGCCCUGCUCCUUGCAGCCAAGCAGAGGGCCCAGAAGGGGAGGCCCAGGGGGGCUGCCCUGGGCCGGUCCUCCCUACCAGGGAGUGUCCGAGGCCCCAGCCAGCCCGAGGCAGGCUCUGAUACCAUCUUGUACAACGAGGGCCAGCCCAACUCCUUCACUGUGGUCCCCAAGGUGUCCAAGGAGACUGGGAAUGUCCCCCAGCUAACCUCGCCAGGACAGCCCAAAGGACUCCGUCAGUGGGAACCCCAGCCCCGCAGGGACCCAGAGGGCACGGAGUCGGGCCGCGGGCCCAGCUGGACAAAGGUGGAGCCCCGGGCCUCGGCGGCCUGGGAGAGACCAGAGCCCUCCAGCCUCCAGGGCCGCCUGCUGCCCAAGUCUUUCUCUUCCCCACCUUCUCCUUCCCACAAACCGGAGGAAGACAAGGAGGAGGAGUUCAACUUUGAGGUCAUCCCGCCACCGCCAGAAUUCAGCAAUGACCCCGAGCCCCCGACAGCCCCCUUGCAGUAUCUGGGGCGCCGGGGUUCCCCUCCCCGGAACAAUUUCUCAGACUUGGGGCAGCCCGCCAACGCCGGCCCACCUCGCAGCUUCUCUCACUUCUCCGCCGAUCCAGGUCCGGCCCGGGGCCUGGAGCGCUUCUCGGGCGGGGGCGGGGGUCGCUCGCUCAUCAAGAAGCGCCUUUACGUCGGGGAGCCUCACCGCAACCCCGGGCCGCCCCGCGGCGGCACCGGCCGCAGCCUGAGCUCCCCCAACUGCUUCGGGCCGCAGCCCGGGGGCCUCUUUGCAGCGCCCAGCGGCCCCGAGAUGCGGCGCGUCAACUCAGCGGGCCGCGGGCCCCCCGGCGGCCUGCACUCGCGGAAGAUGUCCCUGGAGGGCGCCCCUCGCGGAGAGACCAAGUACAAAGCUCUCGGCGGCGGCGGCGACUACGGCUGCGCCCCGGCUACCGGCAGGUCUCCCCACAACAACACGCACUACGGAAGCUCCAUCAACACAUUCACUGUGAGGCCUGGGACCCGCCAUCCCAUCUCCUAUGCCUACUCAGGGGCCCAUUGGAAGGCCCCGUCCUGAGCUCAGGGUUUUCUCAGCUGUCCUUCAAGGGGUCGGAUCUGGGCGCUUGUUUUGGUGGGGUUGGGAGGGAUGCAACUGGUGUUAGGUAGCCUCACUCAGACACAGAAGAGUCUUUGUUUCCCAAAGACAGACAGACGGACAACGAGUGAAGCAGUGCCCCCAGGAAGAUCAGGAUUGGACUUCUGUUUCCCAAAGCCUUGAUGUGGCUGUGGGCCGUCUGCAGAGGAGGGUAGGAGGGAGAAGGAAGGAGAAGAGAAGGAACCUUUAAGGACCCGGAGCCUGAGUUUUCACUGUCUGGGACUAUUUGCCUUAGCAGGGUUUACUGAAAGCAGUUUUCCAAGCAGCCCUGCUGAGCAGGUUCUAAAAGCAAGGGCAGGGGCAUUGGCUCUGAAUGGGAACCCAAUGGGGAACCCAUCAGAAUGGCUGUGGUUACCGGUCAGGUUCUCAUGAGGGGCUGGGGACCAGCCCUGUCUGGGUGGGGGUGCAGGGUGCUACAGGUUGAUCUCAGCUUCCACCCGCCCACCAGUUGCCAAUCCAGAGGUGAUACCUAGAGUUGCUAGUAUGAAAGCCACAUUGAGGUGGGACCAGGAACAUGCAGGCACAAGUUGGGGAGGUACCUGAACAAAGUGCUUUGCAUUGACCAUGAGUGGGGAUGGGGGAAUUGGAGGUUCAUUCCUCCCUGGCCUUGAGCUACAGAAGGGCCUAGAGAGGGAAGACUUGGCAAGUUUGGGAUGGAAGACACAGGGUGGAGGCUUGCUUUACUACUCAGACCCAGGCAGCCAUGAUUUGGGGGGUUGGGGCCAAGGAGCUAGAAAGCCUGGGGCUUGACACCAAAGGCCUUGAGUGAUGGUCAGGUCCUGUAUGGGAUUUGGAGGGGCAUCAUCCCAACCACCCCUCCCAACCCCAGUACUACAGGUCCCCAAUAUUAUCGAGGCCUUGGGAUGUGUAACCAAGAUGCCAGAAGGCCUUGGAGAGUAGAAAGGGACAGAGAUGGGAAUAGAGGUCUAAGAAGAGUUUGCUGCGAGUAGGGACUGUGAUUUGGAAAGUCAAGAGUGCAGGACCAGGCCUGUUCAGAGCAGGGAAACCUGAUCAGUAGGGUGACCAUUUGUUCUUUGGUGGGAAGUCUGGGUUUAGGCCUGCUUUCCAGUGAAUUAGAACCCCUUCCACUUUCAAAAAACAGUCCUGGUGUAGAUGAUGUCUAGCCAUCAGACAUAUCAGGGAACAGUAUUCCUUGGUCCAUCUUGUCUUCAGGUCUUGGUGGGUUGAACUCCUGGGGCCAGGCCAAGGCAGGCUACCUGGGUGAGGGAAUAGGGCAGGGUGCCCGCCUCAGAGGAGCAGGCUGGUGGGGGCACCCAGGAAGCAUUUCCCUUUGGGGGCAUGAUGUUGGACCUCUGUGAUGUGUGCUAACCACUCACAGUACCGGGGUGGGGGGAGCAGAGGACCACUUCAGGGAAAGAGUGCUGGGGUGGGCAGGUGCUCUGAUGGGGCAGGAUCUGGUUAUCUGUGUCUAAAAAGCCAACCGCACCCCAGUGCCAGCACUGGCUCUAUAUAUAUGUAUGUAUUUCCCCCUGUACAAUGUUUUAUACAAGAUUUCACUAAUUUAUCUGCUGUGUUAAGGCUUGAGGGGUGGGAUGUGGACUCCUAGCUGUAUCUUGCUCUGGGGUUGGCAGGGAAGGACUGAUUCUCUCUUGGCUUGGAAAUAAACAGGCCAGUCUGGAUGGCCUCCAGUCCUGUGGCUGCGGAUUGAUGACUGGAACGUACUGGGCUGUGAUGAGAGGUUGGGGAAGUGAACUCAGCUGGGGAAGGCCGAGCACAGGGUGGUGGCUGAACUGGAGCCAUUAUGCUGGGUCUAACUCUCUCUUCUGACCCUUAGGUUUUCUCAUUCUCCAAGUCCUUUCAAGGGGAGGGAGUAGAGCUGAAGUCUCGUGAUAACAGACUGUGCCCCAAAGCAAAUCUCUGAGUCUCUGAACCUCAGUUUCUUCCGUACAAUGGAUAUGAUAACCUACCUCAUGAGGCUGUUGUGACGACUAAAGACAGUCAUUUAACAGGGAUCUGAGUGGCCACAAGAUAGCAGGCACUGUGCUUAGCACCAAUACACAGCCAUCAACAUUCACACGCCUCCUACCCAUGGCAAGACUGUAGUCUCGUGGAGGAGAGAGAAUGGAAGGAAUGCAUAGAAACAGCCUCGAUUGUAAAGAAUGGUAGGGAGGGGAAAAAACAGGGACUAUGAGAAUAACUGGAGGGUGGGGGAGAGGAGUGGAUUGACUUUCACUGCCUGGUCAGGGGGAGGCCUCUUGAAAGGGUGCCGUUUAUGUGAUCCCAGUCAAGCAUCCAACAUAUAUCUGGUACUCAGUAAUUGCUCAAUAAACUGCAUCUUGUGUGUGGCCCUGCA
Odocoileus virginianus texanus is the source of this 6042-nucleotide messenger RNA. It is a transcript of the gene C27H6orf132, whose product is annotated as chromosome 27 C6orf132 homolog. NCBI's taxonomy places the organism in Eukaryota, Metazoa, Chordata, Mammalia, Artiodactyla, Cervidae. The record is from RefSeq and is a predicted model, not a curated record.